Molecule: messenger RNA, 3239 nt
Organism: Cucumis sativus (cucumber)
Lineage: Eukaryota; Viridiplantae; Streptophyta; Magnoliopsida; Cucurbitales; Cucurbitaceae
Product: probable inactive heme oxygenase 2, chloroplastic
Exons: 7
Coding region: 166-1155 (329 amino acids)
Biological process (GO): phytochromobilin biosynthetic process; heme oxidation
Molecular function (GO): heme oxygenase (decyclizing) activity
Source: RefSeq, a predicted model, not a curated record
UGGAUGAGGAUGGGUAAGGCUAGUAGACCUUUUCUCACGGGAAGCCCAACCCAGUUUGAUGCUUCACUGAAGCCCGGCCUUCACGUCAGAUUCCAAUCUUCCAGGGACUCCGGCGAAGUUAGACAUUGCUGACCAAAAAUCCUCACCCUCCCCGUUCCCGCGCCGAUGACGCUGCCGGAGAGUGUAUCGCUGCAUUAUUUUCAACUAAUUUCUUCAACGCAUGCCUCUGUUUCUUCCUCCACCUUCUUAUGUCCUUCAAGACCUUUGAUGAAUUGUAAAAUUGUGAUGACUCGGAAGAUGUCAUUCAGAAAUGGAGGUGCUCUGAGGUUAUGCUGCUCGGAUUCAAAUCAUUCUGCUCCUUUGACUUCCACAACUGCGGCAGCCACGGGCGGCCCUGCUCCUCCAGUUCUGAAGAGGAGGAAGAGGUACAGGAGAGAGUAUCCUGGCGAGAGCAAAGGCAUUACUGAGGAGUUGAGGUUUGUCGCCAUGAGACUUCUUAAUGUUAACGGUAAAAAGUUGUCUGGUGAUGCUGUGGAUUCAUCCAGCGAAGAUGAAGUAGGGGAGAAAGGUGAUGGAGAUUUGGCGUUGAGUGACGAUGACAAUGAUGAGAACGGGGAUGGAACACAGACUUGGGACCCGAGUUUGGAAGGAUUCCUUAAAUAUUUGGUUGAUAGUAAGCUCGUCUUCAGCACCGUGGAGCGAAUCGUUGAUGAAUCCAGCGACGUUGCUUAUAGUUACUUCAGAAAAUCAGGGAUGGAACGUUCAGAAGGUCUUGCAAAGGAUCUAGAAUGGUUUCGCGAACAGGGUAUUGUGAUACCUGAGCCUACCAUUCCAGGAGUUUCUUAUGCCAAGUAUCUGGAGGAACUUGCUGAGAGGAGUGCCCCUUUAUUCCUUUGCCAUUACUACAAUAUAUACUUUUCACAUAUAGCAGGUGGGCAAGUGAUAGCUAAACGGGUUUCUGAGAGACUUCUUGAAGGAAGAGAGCUUGAAUUUUAUACAUGGGCUGGGGAUGCAGAAGAAUUGCUGAAAAAUGUUCGUGAGAAGCUUAACAUGCUUGGAGAGCACUGGUCUCGGGAUGACAGAAAUAAAUGCUUGAGAGAAGCAACCAAGACAUUCCGCUUUUUGGGACAGAUAGUUCGUUUGAUCAUCUCAUGACUGGCUGUUUUAAAUGCUACAACUGUGAAGGUGUUCCUGGACCAGUCUCAUUUUCGAACUCGUUUUCUUUGAAGUUGUGCUGCUACGUGUAAAGUUUCUGGAGGACUAAUACUAACAGGGGUAGCAGUUGACAAUGUUCAGAAAAUGGCACUCUCUUUCAAUCAAUCAAAGCUGCAAUGAGUCUACAGAGUUGCCCCCAUUCAAAGGCUUUGAUACUCUGAUUGGUAAUGAAAAGCAAAUCAGCGACUUUUGACAGUGGUGGCUGAAGGUAUGGAGUCAGUGACCUUCCCCAACUUGAGGAGCUAACCCCAUUAUUUUCAACAUUCCAUCAAAUACCAUCAGAGUGAAUCUACUUUAUCUGCGGGGAACGCUAUUUUCCCCCUGUUUAUCUUUUUCAAUCUUUGACAUCUGAUUAAGGAGAAUUUAGGCUGUGAAAGAGUGAAUUAUCCUUGUGAUAGUUCUCCAUUGGUUGUUCAUCUUGCACAGGUUUUCUAAUUCGUUCGGCCACAUGCUAAGGUUAGUAUACUGAAUUAAAAAGCCCAACACUUUCCUUUUCUUUUAUGUAUAGUUUAGGUGCAACCUUUAUCAAAUGAUAAAAUCAACUUUAAAAGCUUCAUUACACCUCUACUGUUUAAAAGCCUCAAAACCCUUAAAAAUUAUUUGGUCUCUAUUUAAACUGGUUUUCUAAGUGCUUAAAAAGUACAAGUAUUUCUAAGUACUUAGAAAAUCCAUCCAAACAGGUUUUUUUUAGGGUUACCAAGAAUUUUGAUGGAGUAGAAAUAAUUUGAGGCACUAAUGAUAACUUGUUACUUGUUAUAUUAUAUUCUUCCAUGGAACCUUCUCAAAUAAAUAAUUUAAAAAACAAAUCCUUCAAUUGAACCAUUAGUGAUAAAUUGACUUGAAAGGCCAUUAAAAGGCAUUUCCAAACUUUAGGAACUUGUCCAAUUUUAAUUAAAGCUUUCUUGAAUAGGAUUAUGCACUUCAAAACAUAUCAGGAAAAUAUAGUAGUUUAGAAGCAUACUAAAGUUUUCUUGAAUAGGAUUAUGCACUUUAUAUUUCCUUUUUCUAGUGAUAAUCUUUUUUAAUAACAUAUGUUCACUUUUUUUAAAUAAAAUUAUGUUUUGAAACUAAUCUAGUUUUUUGGGAAAAACUAAAUAACAAAAAAAAGUUAUUGUUUCUAAUAGAGUUCUAUUGACAGAAUUUUGAUCUAUUACUAUUGUUUUUUUUUUUUUUUUGUAAAAAUUGGGAGCGAGGGAUUUGAACCCGAAACUUGUUGGUCCUUUAAGUACAUGAAGGAGUCAAUGGAGCUAGACUCUUAUUGGCAAUUUUGAUCAAUAGUUAUUUUUCAAUUCUUAGGAUGGAAGUUGUAUGUAUAAUUUGGUGGUAUGGUUAUUUGAGGACAUUGGAGAGCAACUCGAAUUGUUGUGCUAAAUAAGAUCCAAAUACAGAUAAAAAGACAAAGGUGAGGAAGAAAAGCAAGAGAAAACAAACAGCCGUUGGUUUGGGUAAACAAGGCAAAAUAUUUGUCACUGUUGGAUUUAGGAGAAGCAUUUGCCGUUUGAAGUGCUUUGCUUUUUCAACACACUAGUUCUCAAUCUAAUAAGAUCCCCAACGAAUCUCAACCCAUUUGAUUCUCUACCAUUAUCAAUUGCCUUUUGGAAUAUCAAAAGAAUCUUAAUCAUUCUAUUGGUAUCUUUUUCUAUUUUCUAUUUGAUGAAGUAUUACAUUUGUAUUAUCUUCGUCUUAACAUAACGCCGCCCUCUAAUUUCUUGGUCAAAGAAGACGGACCUCUUGGUAUAGCUUUGUAAUCAUAGCUAGGAUAACAUGUUUCUGUCGUAACCAUAAAUUAUAUGUUCGAACAUAAAAGAGCAAGAUGAUUAUUUGUUCAAUAGAGUUUUACUGUGUCUCAAGCUUGAGAUGAUUAAAAGCAGUGUGAUGCCUUUAGUCAUCCUUACGCACAACAAUCCAACAUUGUCAAGAUACUUAUUAUUGUCAAGAUACUUAUUACCUUUGAAACCACUCAAUGUAGUGAUGGUGUUCAAGUGCUAUAAAAGGAUCUUAAUCUUUGGUUUUUAGUACUCUAA